Messenger RNA from Erigeron canadensis, 1040 nucleotides. RefSeq names its product photosystem II 22 kDa protein, chloroplastic. Lineage: Eukaryota; Viridiplantae; Streptophyta; Magnoliopsida; Asterales; Asteraceae. The coding region runs from base 128 to 925 and encodes 265 amino acids. The transcript has 4 exons. The record is from RefSeq and is a predicted model, not a curated record.
CAUCUAUCAAAAACAACUUCAUCAUCAUAAAUAAAUUACUAUAAGCAAAGACUGACAAAAUCUUUUUUUUUUUUUCUUUUCAAAGGAGGGCUAGAGAAAAGAAGGUAGCCGUUAAUAUAUAGAAAUAAUGGCUCAAACAAUGUUGUUGACAUCUUCUAACUCCAUAAUUUCAGGCCAACCAUUGCUUCAAUCUCUUAGACCUAAACCUUUCUCAUAUCUUUUACUCCCUCCAUGUCUCCCAUGUACUUCGUCUCCGGCUAGGACGUCGUUUACGAGCCCCGUUGCUCUCUUUAAACCCAAAACUAAAGCUCCCGUCAAGAAGGCAGCACCGGCACCCAAGCCAAAAGUAGAAGAUGGUAUUUUUGGAACAUCUGGAGGUAUAGGAUUUACCAAGCAAAACGAGCUCUUUGUUGGCCGUGUUGCUAUGAUUGGUUUCGCUGCAUCAUUGUUGGGAGAGGCAAUAACCGGAAAGGGUAUUUUACAACAACUCAAUUUGGAAACUGGUAUUCCGAUUUAUGAAGCCGAGCCUCUUCUUCUCUUUUUCAUCCUGUUUACCCUCCUUGGAGCCAUCGGAGCUUUGGGUGACCGUGGCAAGUUCGUUGAUGAGCCUACCGGACUUGACAAGGCCGUUAUUGCCCCAGGAAAAGGUUUCCGCUCAGCAUUGGGACUUAGCGAAGGAGGUCCAUUGUUUGGGUUCACCAAGUCGAACGAGCUAUUUGUAGGAAGAUUGGCCCAAUUGGGUAUCGCUUUUUCGUUGAUAGGUGAAAUCAUCACAGGGAAGGGAGCUCUAGCACAACUAAACAUUGAGACCGGGCUCCCAAUAAGCGAGAUUGAACCACUUGUGUUGUUCAAUGUCGCUUUCUUCUUUGUUGCUGCUUUGAAUCCUGGUACUGGAAAAUUCGUCACUGACGAGGAUGAAGAGUAAACCAAUAUAAAUUUGGGGGGGUUUUGUAGAUUUUGAUCAUUUUAAUUUUAUGUAUCUGUGUGAAGUGUAACACAUUAAUAUUUAGUCUCUAUAAAAAAACAAUGUUCAAUAGCAA